GCACGACGUCUCCAUGCUAUAACAACGCCUUUCUACUUUUACUUUGCUACAAUUUUUUUUGUUUAUAAGUAAACAACUUUACACUUUUAGUAGAGUUUAUAACAUUAAUUUAAUAAAUUUCUAGUUGUUUAAAUACAACAGAUUUCCUACUUAAUGAAAUAUUUGCACGGCAAAAGUUACUCACAAUUUUAAACGUCGGCAAUCUGCAGACCGGAACUGUCUUUCGUUUGUGAAACAUUUCUGAAUUUUGUUCCUACAUUUGAGAUAUAUUUCGCGACGAGUUCGACGGUCAAUUUCAGCAGAGGUGGAUCAGAAAGAAAUCAAAAAUGUCGAAAAAACAUCUCCACAACCAAGCUGCAAUACCUCUAGCACCAGCAGUUUUUAAGAAACCGCAACUUCGGCCUAUGAUAGCCGAAUAUGAUCCCAAGAGUAAAGAUGUUAGACAUGAUUUAAUCAUGGUCAAGUACAAAGUUGAUCCAAGCGAAAUCCCCGUGGAGCAGCAAGCGGGCUCUACUCUGCCCCUUAUGGACAUACCGGGGCGUGAUAUAGAAGCCGAUGAUGAUUACAACCCAUUUGAAAACAGAAAAUUAGCUCAUCCUACAUCGGAUUUGGACACUCUUAUUCAUUUGCUGAAGGGUUCACUUGGAAGCGGCAUUCUUGCCAUGCCGAUGGCAUUCCGUAACGCUGGUCUCUACGUUGGAUUGCUGGCCACCUUCGCCAUCGGCGGUAUUUGCACCUACUGCGUGCAUAUCUUGGUGAAGACCGCUCAUGAGCUGUGCAGGAGAAUGCAGAAACCUUCCCUUGGAUUUGCAGAAACUGCUGAAGCCGCGUUUUUAUCAGGACCCCCGGCUGCUCACAAAUUUUCAAGGCUUGCCAAGGCUAUGGUCAACUGGUUCCUCGUGAUCGAUCUACUGGGUUGUUGCUGCGUUUAUAUCGUGUUUAUUGCUGAAAAUGUGAAACAAGUUGUAGAUAACUACGCGAAGGAAAUUGACUGGUUGCCUUAUAACAUGAAUAUCCGAUACUACAUGCUCAUGCUUCUGCCACUGCUUAUUUUGAUGAAUCUGAUCAAGAAUCUUAAGUAUUUAGCACCCUUUUCAAUGCUCGCAAACCUUUUAGUUGGUAGCGGUAUGGGCAUUACUUUUUACUAUCUUUUCCAAGAUAUGCCAAAAUUGGAGGAACGUAAAGCCUUCGCUGAGAUAAGUACAAUGCCAAUAUUCUUCGGAACCGCUAUCUUUGCAUUGGAAGGCAUUGGUGUAGUAAUGCCUCUUGAGAACAAUAUGAAAACUCCAACCCACUUCAUAGGAUGUCCAGGAGUACUAAACACAGGCAUGUUUUUCGUAGUAUCCUUAUAUGCGUUUACGGGAUUUUUCGGGUACCUUAAAUACGGAGAAGACACGAACAGCAGCAUAACUCUGAAUUUACCACAAGAUGAAAUCUUGGGGCAGAGCGUGAAACUAAUGAUUGCCAUCGCCAUGUUCUUCACGUACAGUCUACAGUUCUACGUGCCUAUGGAAAUCAUCUGGAAGAACGUCCGUCACUUGUUUGGCGCUCGGAAGAAUCUCGCUGAGUACAGUAUUAGAAUUGCAAUCAUCAUAAUAACACUUUGCAUAGCAAUUGCAAUUCCUAAUUUAGGGCCAUUCAUCUCCCUAGUCGGCGCCGUAUGCCUCUCUUUCCUCGGUCUGAUCUUCCCUGCUGCUAUAGAGACUGUAACCUUUUGGGACAGACCUAACGGCCUCGGAAGAUUUAACUGGGUUCUGUGGAAAAAUAUUUUCUUAGUAUUCUUCGGUAUAAUUGGUUUCUUAACCGGUUCCUAUGUCAGUAUUUGUGAAAUUUUAGAGGGUAAAAAUUAAUUUGCUAAGGCUCAAAAUCGAUUAUAUAUUUGCUUAACUUAAGUGUAAUUCAUCAUUCACUUGUUCUAUAUUUCUUUAUUAGCUUUUGAUACUUUAUAUGCAUCGAGCUAUAGGUACAUGUAGUAGCGAUUUAUAAUUCGUUUAUGUAAGCUUGCGUUUUUUGGCAGGGGUUUAAUUUUCAACAUGACUUAACUUACAAGCGAAUACUCUCAGCGAAUACUUUGACGUGUCAUAACGUCUACGUCUUUAGCAUGCUCUGUUAUGUUAGGAAGAUGUAAAACUUGCAGCAUGCACAAUCAAAACUGUGACUGAUAUCGAUAAACCAGCUUUAAAGCCUUGCGACGUAUCACAGUAUAACAACAAAAAAGGUCCAAAGAAAUUUGUCCUUUGAUUGUGAAGAGUCAACACCAAUUUGGCUCAAAUAAGACAAAGUCAAUGAAACAAUCCAAGUCAUCAUAAAUUAUUUAUUAUCUGUCAUAAAUCACAAUGGACACAUUAAAAAAAAGAAACGCGUUUAAAUUACCGAGUGCGCAUUAACAACCUUAACUCGACUCUAUCUCACGACGUAGUUGUCGUCAUCAGUUAUUUGUAUUUAUUUUCCUUGUAACACUUUUUGAGUUUCUAUUACGGCUGAAGUAUGCUUUUGUACUUUCGAUUUUUUUUAAUUUUUGCACUUUUUGUCAAAAUUUCUUGAUUUUUUUUAAUGGGCACAUCUCAUUGCUGGACUCCAACUUUUAUGUAUUUCGAGAUUUUUUGUUAGCCAAUAACAUUUUGUUCCUUUAUUGUUUUCCUUUCUUUAAGCAUUUUGUACAGCUUUGAAGUUUAGAUUUUUUUUAUUUGAUAUAAUUUUUUUACGUGGUUUAAAUAUAAAUUUAUAUAAAAUUUUAAAAUCGCAAAAGAUCGUCUCCUCGAAUUAUUUUAUAACUAAACAAUAGUAAUAACGAUUACGCUGUAGUAAUCAGUGGAAAUUCAGUACAACACUAACCAUUUGACAUCAGUCAAAAAGCGUAAGCUAUGUUAUACUGUAAGUACUUUAGACUCGAAUAUAUUAUUAUUCAUGUUUCUGCAGGCUAAUAUUAUCAUCGAUUUGACAUUUACUUUCCGCUUACUUUGAGGCAACUUUAAAAUUAU
Messenger RNA from Hyposmocoma kahamanoa, 2981 nucleotides. Its product is annotated as proton-coupled amino acid transporter-like protein pathetic. The coding region runs from base 327 to 1850 and encodes 507 amino acids. Gene Ontology annotation, molecular function: amino acid transmembrane transporter activity. Gene Ontology annotation, biological process: amino acid transmembrane transport. The record is from RefSeq and is a predicted model, not a curated record. The transcript is spliced from 6 exons. Gene Ontology annotation, cellular component: vacuolar membrane. Lineage: Eukaryota; Metazoa; Arthropoda; Insecta; Lepidoptera; Cosmopterigidae.